GGAUGUAUACACCGUAGAAGGUAUUUUACCUACAUUUUGUAUAUCUUUUGCGCAACCAAGCGUACUAGGCAAGAUUUUGUGUUGGCGAAAAAAGACGCCAUAUUAGAUUUCGUACUCUCACUUUCGGAUAUAAAACACAGAUUUUGAGUGAGUUUCUACAAUAAAUACAAGUGACAGAGAGCUUAAAAAACAUGGUUGCGGGACUUUUGGGGGCUGUGCCCUCGUUUAAGAAGCUCAGUUCGAGCCGAAGCGAUGAUUGGAUAGACCGAAUGAGCCAUAUAUACAGUGUGUUCUUACUAGUCAUAUUUGCCGUGUUGGUCAGCACAGGUCAAUUUGUGGGUGACCCUAUUCAUUGUUGGUGCCCCGCACAGUUCACGGGAGCAUUUGAAGCUUACACUAAAAACUACUGCUGGAUUAAAAACACGUACUAUAUUCCUAUGAUGGAAACAAUACCUAUAGAUAUACAUAAACGUCAGGAAGCAGAGAUCACCUAUUACCAGUGGGUCCCUCUUAUCCUUUUGUUCCAAGCAUUCCUCUUCAAAUUCCCCAACGUUUUGUGGAAGAUGCUCAACGGAGGAUCCGGCCUUAACCUUGACAAGAUUUGCAAGCUUGCCGAUGAGACUCAGUGGGGAUCACCAGACGACAGGAAAGGUGCCAUUGAAAACAUGAGCUUCUUUUUGGACCGUUGGUUGUUGACACACCGACAGUACAAACACAACUUCGUUGCACGCGCCAAGGCCAAGGCUUCCCGUAUCUUUUGUUUCUUAUGCAACAAGAGAGAGGGCACUUUCCUAACAGCAUUAUACCUGUGCAUCAAAGUUUUAUUCCUGGCAAACGUUAUUGGACAGUUUUUCCUUCUUAACGCUUUCAUGGCAACUGACUAUAACAUGUACGGAUUUGAAUAUAUAAAGAUGCUGAAUUCUGGAGAGAGCAUGAGAGAAAGCCCACGAUUUCCCCGGGUAACCCUCUGCGACUUCAGAAUCCGACAACUUCAAAACAUACAGAGAUGGACUGUUCAAUGUGUAUUACCUAUCAAUCUUUUCAACGAGAAAAUCUUCAUCUUUCUCUGGUUUUGGUUUUUCUUCAUCGCUUUCCUCUGUGGAUUUAAUCUCGUCAAGUGGAUGUUUUUGAUCGUUUUGAAGAGGAACAAUUACCAGUAUGUGAAGAAAUAUCUGACUAUAACAGACCAUAUGCAGACGGCGUCGGAUAAAAAACUCUGCCGACGAUUUGCCGACCAAUAUCUUAGAGAUGAUGGUUGCUUCGUGGCGAGAAUGAUUGGCAUGAACUCGACUGAUAUGGUGAUCACAGAUCUAUUGGACUGUAUGUGGAGAAAUUACAGGCUCCGGGAAGAGCCAAGACAGCCGGAAUACCCGGAGGAUGAGGAGUCCAAGUUGAUGGACAAGGAGAAAGAUACGUCACCAUUGGACUUUAGAGGAAACAAUGUACAGUGAUCGAACUGUAUGACUGACAAUUAAAAACUGAAAAAACAUUAUUCAGUGAUGAAAAUUGACCCAGCCUUACUUGCGUAGACUAUAUUCACUAUAAAAGCUUUGACUACUGAAGUUGAUACUAAUGUGUUCGGGUUUAGGUAAAUAAAUAAUUAAGAUAUUUCAAGUGGCAUUAAGAAUUAAUCUGUCGGUACAUUUUUCUAAAUUCCUGCUCACUUUUUUUUUCAUUCUGAUAUGUCUUAGUGAAAAAUGAUCAAUCAAUUUUAAUGAAACUAUUUAGAAAUGUUAGUGAUUGGACUGGUACGACUUUGGAUACAGCAGGUCAUGAUAAGGUUGUGAUUCGGAUUCAACAGAAACUUGACUUAGUAAAUAGGCAAAGUUUUUACGGCUUGGAGUAAGGAAACGGGAUUAUAGAAAGGCAAGAAAAGACUGGAGUCAUUGCGCAAUACACAUGGAAUAGAUGUUGGGCUAUAAAAAGAACAAAAUGUAAAACCUGUUUCAUGUUUUGUAUCAUUACGUCAUUAUGUUUUAGUCAAACUUUUAUUAUUUUUGUCUCAUUCAUUUUAAAGUAGUCUUUUUAUUACCGAUGAAAUGUCUUUACACGAUUUAUACGCUAUAAUUUUCAUCACAUCAUGCGUUAUUGCAGACGUCAAUAUCUAUGAUGUCAUAGUCGACGUUACUUUUCUGAUGACGUAAUUGUAAACGUCACUUUUCGGUUAAUGCUAUGAUAGAUAAAAGUAAGUUACCACAACAUUAUAACUUACAAUUUUAUGCCUAUAAAUUACCAGUUGUUAUCAAGAAAUAUGUCUAUAAAUUACUGCAAAAUGUGCAUGCCGAAAAACAUGCAAAAACUAAAAGGAUUAGGAUGUGACUGAUGGGAAAAAGAAUUUUGUGAUAUAACUGAUAAAAUGCCAGUAAAAGUGUUGACUUGUUGUAAUUAUUUCAAGCGUAUGCAAGGCUAGUGAUGUGUAUGAAGUUAUGUUUUACAAUUCCUUUGAAGUUGUUUUUCGCUCUAUUAGCAUAAACUAAAACAUGGCCUGGUCACGUUCAGACUUGGCUUUUGAUAUUUAAUCGUGCUAUGCAAGAAUCUAAAGAAUUUGAAUACUGAAUGACAUAGAACUUUUCCUUCAAUCAACAAUUUAACAUGACCUGUUACAUGAGGUACAUCCAGUGUCAAGGUCAUGUCUGUUUGAAUCGGGAGCAAAAACUACUUUAAUGAACGACUUCAUAUAAGGCAGAAAUCACACAGCGAAUAUAUAAAGUGAAAAUUUCUGAAAAGAAGGGUUAUUUUUACACUGCCAAACUACGUUUGACCAGACUAUGUUUUAGAGGAUGUAAUGGCAAGUCUUCCAGAUAUGUAUAUUUUGUACUGUUUAUAUUUCCAAACUCAAGAAUAAAUGGUGCUGUAUUUUCAAAUUUUUCAAAAGACUUUUUAUUUAUUAUUUUAAACCGAACCAAUCGAGCUCAGUUAUAACUGCUUUAUGUAAAACAGAAUUUGGGACCAGUGUCUUAGCCAUUCCUAUAUUAAACGCUUUCUAGAUGUUGUCAUUAUAUUCAUAAAAAAAUAUUUCAUACAGUAGCUUCGUUUGGCCAUUUCGAACAACGACUGAAGUUGAUAUUACAUGCCUCUCAUAUUGUAAAUAAUCAUAUAAAUACUUGAAUUUGUUUUUUAGUGUCGGAUGUAAAUAUCGCUUCAUGUUAAACGUUAGAUACAUCAUUAGUAUGUUAUUCAGGUUCGGCAAAUUGUUUUGUUUGUGCAAGCAUUUUUGUCACAGUAGUUGUUUUCAUUAAACAGGGGAUAAUGUUGUGACAGAAUGUGUAUUGCUGAAAGGUUAUUUUAUGUGAGAAAAAAUCACUUUUGAACAGGUGUUCAGUUUUUACAUACGCUGCAAUUGCCAUGAUUGUAAAAGUAUUUUCAUUAUCAUUACUGUUCAAAUACGAUGUGGGCGUGUAAUAAAGGAGAGAGAUAUCGUUUGACAGGUCACUAUAAAUUCAGUACAUAGUUUUCAUAUAUGUCAGCCUUAAUUUUUACGACACCCCAGCCUAGUUUUUAUGAACACAUAAAAUUAUUAGCUUUUAAAUGUAUUAUAUAACCUGCCCUUAAGGCCCUUAAAUGCUUCAAAUUAAAAGAAAGUACUUCAAGUUAUGCAAGCAAGCAUCUAGCAAGUUUAAAUAAACUGAGAAGAAAACGAAUCACUUUUUCAUAAAUAAAUUUGCUGUGUAAAUACCCCUAAAAGGCGUGACUUCAUUUUAUCACCCAGCAUUGUAUUAAAAGGGUUGAAUAUUCUCCGCUUUUUGCAGAUUUAUCUCUUCAUUAUGUAUAUGUAUGAGUGCAUGUCUGAAAAAUUUGAAUAUGUGUUCAGAAGGCACACAUUAACGCAAGCGCAAUAUGUGUUACAAUUUCUGUUUAUGUAAUGUGUAUCAUUUUUAUGCAUGUAUAUUCAUUCUACAACAUUCAUUGAUAACUACAAUUAUUAAGUACAUAUUGUUUCAAGUGUUACUUGAUGAUUUUGAGUCAGUGGAGUGGAGUUAUUUCUUAGUUACUUGCCAUAGAGGUUUUUGGUAAAAGUUUGUAUUUUAAAAAGUGUAUUUUAGUUUUUAAGUUGCUUUUUUUUAGGUUUCAUUAAAUUUUUACUGGCUUUAUUGUUCGACCUUGAGAUUUGAGUUGAUGAAAUGUUAACUGAUGCAACAUCGCAGAUCGUUUACACUUCAUUUAGUUUUGUUAUUUAAUGAAACUACCUACGGUUUAAAUUUAAGAACGUUUGCCCUGUAUUUAAUGCAAUACACAGACAUCAAAAGUAAUGGAUGGUUGGAUGUGGAAAAAAAAAGUUAUAUCUGAAACGGUUUUGAUUUUAAAUUUUAGAACACGGUAUUUUUGUGCCAGUUGAAAUUUAUUUAGAUUUUAAUAAUCUAUAUAUAUGCAUAGGUGUAGAAAUAUUGAUAUUAUUGUGUAGUUAAAUUUUUCAUUGAUUGUAAUUUAUAUACCUUUUCAAUAUGAUACCAGUAAGUUUUUUUAUUGCCUUUUCGAUUUGCUAUGGCAAAGUAACUUUGGCAAAGCCGCUAGUGCCUUGUUUUAUGUUAAUAUUAAUUUUAUUUUUUUUUGUCUAGUUUUAUCGCAGUAAGUUUAAUCCCUUGAUUUUAAAGUUUCAUUUUUAAGUAUUUAUAAGCAUUUUUAAUUAUACUUGUUAAGUUAAAUGUGCUAGAUAAUUUAUUCCGAAACAAACAAAAAUGGCUACAUAGCUCAUUGCAACUUUAAAGCACAUAUCACGUGGGGUUGAUGUAUAAAAUGUAUAUAGUUAGCAUGGACAUUUUUGAUAAUACUUUGUGUUAAUGAUGAAGAAAAGAAAAAUAUAAUAAAAGAAAGCCAUAAAUUGAA
Molecule: messenger RNA, 4824 nt
Organism: Mercenaria mercenaria
Lineage: Eukaryota; Metazoa; Mollusca; Bivalvia; Venerida; Veneridae
Product: innexin unc-9-like
Exons: 7
Coding region: 192-1451 (419 amino acids)
Source: RefSeq, a predicted model, not a curated record